Messenger RNA from Aspergillus calidoustus, 210 nucleotides. NCBI's taxonomy places the organism in Eukaryota, Fungi, Ascomycota, Eurotiomycetes, Eurotiales, Aspergillaceae. The record is from the annotation of a GenBank genome assembly.
AUGGCGGCGUCUCAUAGCCCCAUCACAAAGUGGGCUUGGAUCCCCGACCUUGAGUUGUGCCCUCGAGACAUGCGACAAACCCGGAACACGGGGACCCAUUGUCCAUACGCGGUGAGACUCCGUUGUGGUCGUCUGCGAUGCAGACUUAGGGGCAAAUUGGUUCGAAUCGAUCCCCUAAACGGUAUCCACAACGGGCCAACAAUUAUAUAA